AUGACUUUGUCAUGGGAUACUUUAUUGCAUAGGAGUUCUCCUGGGAGGCUUCCGACGAAUGGUCUUGACCCGGUCGAGGAUGGCACAUAUAUGUCCUGGAAGGAAUUUCUGUACAUUGCAUUCUCCAUUGGUAUGGUGUUUGGACCCCACAUUGGCUAUGUAUUUCAGCUUCAUGAAAUGACUUUUACCAGGAAUGUGGAGGGAUACUCCCCACUGGUGUCGUUGAUCCUCCUAGUCAGCAACAGCAUCCGCAUAGUGUAUUUUUUUGGCCACCACUUUGCUUUGGCUCUCCUGUUUCAGGCCGUAUUUGCCAUCCUGGUGCACACUGCGCUCCUCAUUAUUGUGCUGCACAUGACACAUUCCGUCUCCAGGAACCCAGAGGGCCAGGACCCGAGAACGGAGGGGUUGGAGGAUGAGCCUGCCGAGAUAAUACUCUCUCCUGCUGCUGAUGUUGCGGUGGGGCCGCUGGAAAAUAGAGAAGGGCCCAUUCGGUGGGGGGAAGUCGUCACCACGGCGGUUUCCCCACGAUCCAUCCUGGCAAGAAUGGAUGCUCAGGCCUGUCGUCUUGAACAGGCGUUUCUCACUUAUUUUCCAGUGACCUUCAUCCGGCAAUAUGCCCUGUGGACAGCGGUGGUUAUUAUUGUGGCCAUUGUCUACUACGGAACAAUCGGAACUGUGUGGGCUGCGGCACCGGAGGUCAUUGGCUACUUGGCGUUGGGCAUUGAGGCAUUGCUUGUCCUUCCACAGAUACUGCGCAACGACCGACGGAAAUCAACGCAGGGGCUCACCAUAGCACUAGUGCUCACAUGGUUCGUGGGGGACAUAAUUAAGGUUUUUUACUUUAUCUUUGAUCACCAGCCGUUCCCGUUUAUUCUGUGUGGAUGCUUUCAGUUGUCCCUUGACCUCGUUGUUGUUGGGCAGAUCAUAUAUUUUCGCGUGCUGCAUAAGCAACUCCAUGUGGGUGAGGUCUCACCAACACAUUUGCCCCAGGUGGAGGUUGCAGAUUCACCACACGUACCGCGGAAUGUAGGGAGUACGUACGAGGUAACAAAAAACAGUGUACGUGCAUGA
This is a messenger RNA of Trypanosoma rangeli, 1071 nucleotides long. RefSeq lists its product as uncharacterized. Bases 1 to 1071 code for a protein of 356 amino acids. Gene Ontology annotation, cellular component: trans-Golgi network; endosome. Gene Ontology annotation, biological process: phospholipid translocation; retrograde transport, endosome to Golgi. The record is from RefSeq and is a predicted model, not a curated record. NCBI's taxonomy places the organism in Eukaryota, Euglenozoa, Kinetoplastea, Trypanosomatida, Trypanosomatidae. The transcript has a single exon.